Messenger RNA from Talpa occidentalis (Iberian mole), 1852 nucleotides. RefSeq names its product solute carrier family 22 member 20. Gene Ontology annotation, cellular component: membrane. Gene Ontology annotation, biological process: transmembrane transport. The coding region runs from base 421 to 1848 and encodes 475 amino acids. NCBI's taxonomy places the organism in Eukaryota, Metazoa, Chordata, Mammalia, Eulipotyphla, Talpidae. The record is from RefSeq and is a predicted model, not a curated record. Gene Ontology annotation, molecular function: transmembrane transporter activity. The transcript has 7 exons.
UGUGACUCAGAGUUGGCCGGGGUCCCUGCUGCGCGCGGCACCUGGACAGCGGCAGGGAGGCGGUUUCCCAGCGAGGCUGCCGGGUGACCCCGCAGGCGUGAAGCCAGCUCGGGGCAGGGGCAGCAGCUGGCCGCGGGAAGGGCUCCCAUCCGGGUUGAUUCCGGGGCAGAGACGGAUCUGCAGGUGGACGGGACGCCGGAGACGGCAACGAACUGGCUGGAAAGAGCCAGUCGGGGUCAUUUGACCAUUCCUGGGGGUGAACUUUCACAAUUUUUCCAAGUUCUGUGAUUUUAUAAAUGGCCAGACUGGGUCUUCGGCUCGAGCCCAGACAGCCAAACUCUGAACCAGGAGAAAUGCAUUGACACGGAGUUUAUUGUCCGAGGUGGCCUCCGCGGGAGUCAGACAUCAGUUGUGGAGUGGAUGCCCACGCGGGGCCGCACGGUGGCGGGGAUCCUGCUAGGCUACUCCUUCACGCUGGGCCAGCUCAUCCUGGCCGGGGUGGCCUACCUCAUCCGCCCCUGGCGCUGGCUGCAGUUUGCCGUCUCUCUUCCAUUCCUCGUCUUUUUCCUCUAUUCUUGGUGGCUUCCAGAGUCGUCCCGGUGGCUCCUCCUGCAGGGCAAGUCCCAGCUGGCGGUGCAGAACCUGCGGAAGGUGGCGGCCAUAAACGGGAGGAAGGAGGAAGGGGAGCGGCUGACCAAGGAGGUGGUGAGCUCCUACAUCCAGAGUGAAUUUGCAAGCGUCCGCACCUCCAACUCAUUCUUGGACCUCUUUCGAACCCCAGCCAUCCGCAAAGUCUCAUGCUGCCUGAUGAUGGUCUGGUUCUCCAACUCCAUGGCUUACUACGGCCUGGCCAUGGACCUGCAGAAGUUUGGGCUCAGUGUCUACCUGGUGCAGGUCCUGUUCGGGGUCAUAGACAUCCCAGCCAUGCUAGUGGCCACCACCACCAUGAUUUACGUGGGCCGCCGGGCCACCGUGGCCUCCUUCCUCAUCCUGGCCGGGCUCAUGGUGAUCUCCAACAUGUUUGUGCCAGAAGGCAGAUGGGGAUGGGCUUCGUCUCGGUCAGCGCCCGCCUUGGGGGCCUGGCAGCACCCCUGGUCACCACUCUUGGGGAGUUCAGCGCUGUCCUCCCGCCCGUGGGCUUCGGGGCCACCGCCAUCCUGGCUGGGCUGGCCAUCUGCCUCCUGGCUGAGACCCGCAACAUGCCCCUGCUGGAGACCAUCGAGGCGAUGGAGAGGAGAGUCAAAGACGGCUCCUCCAAGAAGGAGGCGGAGGAAAAGAGUGAAGAAAUUUCCCUUCAGCAGCUGGGUGCGUCUCCCCUCAAGGAGACCAUCUAGGCUGCCCAGAGCCUCACUGUGUCCAGACAGCACCCAGGGCUUCUCCCAGCAUGGGCCGGGUCAGGCGUGGCCCAGGACUGCAGUGGUUCUACAAGCUCAGGCCAGCGAGCUGCCCACCUGCCAGGCCAGGCCUGCCCGGGGUGCUGACCCGCAGUGGCCAAUCGGCACGAGCACGUGUGAUCACCAGGAGAAAUAUACCCAGGGACUAACGGGGGGCUGCUCUCCUCUCCCAUCCCAGGAUCGGCCUCAUGAAACCACUCUGCUCAUUCCUGUUCUCAUAACACUAGGUCUCGGCCGGGUCAGCCACAUUUCCACCCGGUUGGUUGUCCUUGGAACAGCCCCGCCUUGGGCGUCCCCGAGGAACACCCAGAGCUCAUCCCGCUCCCCUCACUGGGCAUCUGCUCUCUCCCACUUUGGACCAUUAAAGCUCACACCCCUGUCUGUGUGGUUUCCCUCUUCCGGCAGCUGCCCCCUCUGUGGGCCUCACAAAUGGUGCACACUCAAUAAACAGUGAUGAG